Molecule: messenger RNA, 1311 nt
Organism: Trichoplax adhaerens
Lineage: Eukaryota; Metazoa; Placozoa; Uniplacotomia; Trichoplacea; Trichoplacidae
Exons: 1
Coding region: 1-1086 (361 amino acids)
Biological process (GO): fructose 1,6-bisphosphate metabolic process; glycolytic process
Cellular component (GO): cytosol
Molecular function (GO): fructose-bisphosphate aldolase activity
Source: RefSeq, a predicted model, not a curated record
AUGGCUCUAGAAUUAACUGCAGAAAUGAAGCAAGAACUUGCUUCUGUUGCCAAGCAAAUUGUCGCUCCUGGCAAAGGUAUUUUGGCUGCUGAUGAGAGUACAGGAACAAUGGGCAAACGCUUAGCGAGCAUCGGUGUUGAGAAUGUAGAAGAUAAUCGUCGAAAAUUUCGUCAAUUACUCUUUACAUCCAGCAAAGAGCUUGGAAGGUAUAUUAGUGGCGUUAUUCUUUUUCACGAAACUUUAUAUCAGAAAGACGAUCAAGGCACACCAUUUGUUCAAGUACUCAAGGACAACGGUAUUAUACCAGGGAUUAAAGUAGACAAGGGUGUUGUACAAUUAUUAGGUACAAGCGCCGAAACGACCACACAAGGCUUAGACGAUUUAGGCAAGCGUUGUGCCCAGUAUAGAGCCGAUGGUGCUCAAUUUGCCAAGUGGCGAUGUGUCCUCAAGAUUACAGCUUCAACACCCAGUGAAUUGGCUAUUCAAGAAAAUGCCCAUGUACUAGCCCGAUAUGCUAGUAUUUGUCAACAAAAUGGAAUCGUUCCUAUUGUUGAACCCGAAGUGAUACCAGACGGCGACCAUUCCUUGCCAGUCUGUCAAAAAGUCACUCAAAGAGUACUGGCGGCGACUUAUAAGGCUUUACACGAUCAUAAUGUUUUCUUGGAAGGAACCUUGUUAAAACCCAACAUGGUCACUGAAGGUGCCUCUUAUCAAACCAAAGCUUUACCCGCUGAAGUAGCUAAGGCUACCGUUGUCACGCUAGCAAGAACUGUACCUGCUGCUGUGCCAGGAAUUGUUUUCCUUUCCGGUGGACAAUCCGAAGAACGAGCUAGUAUCAACUUGUCAGCGAUCAAUAGCUGCCCAGGUACCAAGCCAUGGGCUUUAUCAUUUUCAUUUGGAAGGGCAUUGCAAGCGAGCGCUCUAAAAGCUUGGCAAGGCAAGGUGGAAAAUACCGCUUCUUCACAAGAAGAAUUUCUCAAGAGAGCUAAAGCCAAUGGCUCAGCAACGUUAGGAAAAUAUGCCGGCGAAGGAGCUGAUAGUGCUGCUGCUUCACAGAGUUUGUUUGUCAGCAAUCAUGUCUACUAACCUAGUUUCGAUGAUGAAUUUGUAUCUAUAGAUCAUCAUCAAUGAUCGUAUUGGUAUGAAGAAAUUGCUAUCCUUGUUCCUACUGAUCAUUUACUAGACAUUGACUGUAGGAUAAAUGAUAACCUACGUUAACGUAGUACUUACUUCAAUUGAUUCUAAUGAAUUGAUAAUAAUUAUUGUAGAUCAAUUAAAAUCAUUAAAAUUGCAAUAAAAUAAAUGCCAAUC